AUGCCGAGCUGCGUGUUGGGCGUUAUUGGAGUGGGCACCAUCGCCUCAGCAGCCAUCAAAGGCUUGUGCAACCCGGAACUGCCCAAAGACCUGGGCCUACGGCAAAUCGUCCUCUCACCACGCAAUGCCUUGAAGGCACAGGAGCUCCAGGAGAGCUUUCCAGCCUUGGUGCGCGUGGCCGAAAGCAACCAAGAGGUCGUGCAGUGCAGUGACUGGAUCUUGCUGUCGGUGCUCCCGAAGCAGGCGUUGGCCGUCCUCUCCGAGCUGGAGUUCCGCAAAGGGCAAGAGGUCAUCUCCAUGAUGGCCGGGAUUUCGUUGUCCCAGCUGCGGCAGCAUUGCCAGGCUACAGUCUCGGUGGCGAUUCCGUACCCAGCCAUUGCUCACCGCCAUGGUGCCGCGUUGCUCUUGCAGCCCGGCAAGGCUGCCUUGGCCAUUUUCCAGACGCUGGGACGAUGUGUGACGGUGGAGGAUGAGGGGAACUUCCGACAGCUGAUGGGCGUGUCCGGGCUCAUGGGGAACUUCUACAAGCAACAGCUCACGGUGCAGCAGUGGUUGACCACCCACGGCAUCUCCGGCGACACCGCCGCGGCCUGGACCACCGCCAGCUUCGCCGCCUGGGCCGAAGACAGCGGCGGCGCGGCGGAGGCGACCUUGGCGCGGCUGCUGGCGGAGCAGACGCCAGGGGGCCUGAAUGAAAAGGUGUGGCAGCUCCUGGAUGAGGAUGGCGCCAACCAGGCCUUAACCCACGCGAUGGCGUGCGUCCACCGGCGCCUGCAAGAUGGUCACUUCGACCCUGAUCUGGCGCCCGCACGCCAGCGCUUGCGGCGCCAGCGCUCCGCACAACGCGGCGCCUUCGUCGCCGGUGCGGCGGCGAUGGCCGCGGUGGCGGCCGUGCUGCUGGCGCUGCGGCCGAAGCUUUGA
This is a messenger RNA of Durusdinium trenchii, 921 nucleotides long. The record is from the annotation of a GenBank genome assembly. NCBI's taxonomy places the organism in Eukaryota, Dinophyceae, Suessiales, Symbiodiniaceae.